AUGGCUCCCACGGUCUGCAGCGGCUUGGACCGGGUGGAGGCGGAGGCCCAGGGGAGGGACCUGAGGGGCCCCUGCCCAGCCCCUUCACGCCCUGACCCCCAGCUCGGCCCCGCCUCGCCAUUUGCGCCCGCGGGGCUGAUAAAUGGCCCGUGCGCCACGCGCGCUCAGUCGGGCUCAGCUGCAGCUCACGCCUGGGCGCUUCCCCCUUCCCGCCUCUCAGCUCUCCUAACGGUGGGGCCUCCACCCAUGGAGGAGGAGCAGACGUACCUGGAGCUCUACCUGGACCAGUGCACCGCCCAGGAUGAUCUCGCUCCACCUGGGUCACCGCUGCUCAGCCCAGUUGUACCUAAUGAUGGGUACAUACCUAAUACAUCCAAUUCAGAGAUUGUGUUUAAUUCACAUCUUCAAGAAGUCAAAGGAGCAUCUGGCCAUUUCUCAUCUGUGGAUUUUAGCUUCCUACCAGAUGAACUUACCCAAGAAAGUAAAGACCAGAGUGUUAUUAGAAGCAAGCAGGACAUCGAAGAAAAUGGUAAAACUCAAAGUCAGCAAAGUAGGUUGUCAUUACCCAGAGAACAGGACAUGGGUCUGAGGUUAAUCAGUGACAGCACUUUGUCAAAGUCCCAUUCACAAGCAUACCCUGGUGAUGCUGACUCAGUCCAGCCCUCUCCUGAGAAACCAAACUCCACGCCUCUGAUGUCCAUAACUCCCAUGACACCAGUGACCCCUGUUUCAGAAUGUUCUGGAAUUGUGCCUCAACUACAGAAUAUAGUUUCCACUGUAAACCUUGCCUGUAAAUUGGAUCUGAAGAAAAUAGCUUUGCAUGCAAAAAAUGCAGAGUAUAACCCAAAGAGGUUUGCUGCUGUCAUAAUGAGGAUCCGAGAGCCCAGGACCACAGCCCUCAUAUUUAGCUCUGGGAAAAUGGUCUGCACAGGAGCCAAAAGUGAAGAGCAGUCUCGACUUGCUGCGAGGAAGUAUGCUCGUGUGGUGCAGAAGCUUGGGUUCCCGGCCAGAUUCCUCGAUUUUAAAAUACAGAACAUGGUUGGAAGCUGUGAUGUGAGAUUUCCCAUCAGGCUGGAAGGUUUGGUGUUAACCCAUCAGCAGUUCAGUAGUUAUGAACCUGAACUUUUUCCUGGCCUUAUUUAUAGAAUGGUAAAACCACGAAUUGUGUUGCUUAUCUUUGUAUCUGGAAAAGUUGUGUUGACAGGUGCCAAAGAACGUUCUGAGAUCUAUGAAGCAUUUGAAAACAUCUAUCCUAUUCUAAAGGGUUUUAAAAAAGCCUGA
Molecule: messenger RNA, 1281 nt
Organism: Prionailurus viverrinus (fishing cat)
Lineage: Eukaryota; Metazoa; Chordata; Mammalia; Carnivora; Felidae
Gene: TBPL2
Product: TATA-box binding protein like 2
Biological process (GO): DNA-templated transcription initiation
Molecular function (GO): RNA polymerase II general transcription initiation factor activity; DNA binding
Source: RefSeq, a predicted model, not a curated record